Messenger RNA from Mycotypha africana, 1575 nucleotides. RefSeq names its product apoptosis antagonizing transcription factor-domain-containing protein. Gene Ontology annotation, cellular component: nucleolus; nucleus. The record is from RefSeq and is a predicted model, not a curated record. NCBI's taxonomy places the organism in Eukaryota, Fungi, Mucoromycota, Mucoromycetes, Mucorales, Mycotyphaceae. The transcript is spliced from 5 exons. The coding region runs from base 1 to 1575 and encodes 524 amino acids. Gene Ontology annotation, biological process: maturation of SSU-rRNA from tricistronic rRNA transcript (SSU-rRNA, 5.8S rRNA, LSU-rRNA).
AUGAAAGAGCAUGCCGUUCAUUGGAGUUUCUUUUUUUCUCUUCUCCCCGUUUUUGUAGAAAGCAGUAAAUUAGCCGACUUGAUCGCAGAUCUAGACUCUACAGCACCAAAAGAUUAUGACCCAGAAGAUGUUUUAGAGCCUAUGAAUGAUAAGGCUGAUCAAAGUGACGCUAAUAACAGCGAUAAUGAUUAUGCCGACGACUCAGCUGCCCGAGAACAUUAUGUGUCUGUUGGCAAAAGUAAACUUCGCAACGACCAACCUCUUUUAGACGACCCCCGAUAUGCUGGUAAACGAACAAGCCGUAAAGAUUUAUUUGAUGACAAUGAAGAAGAGGUAGAGGACGAGGAUGAAAACGAGGAUGAGGUUGAUGACGAAGAAAGUGAUAGUAGUAGUGUUGAUCAGAACGAAAACGACGACGAUGGUGAUGAUGAUAAAGAGGUUUAUACCGAUACAAAUGAAGAUACCAAUUUGGAAUCGUCUGGCAAUGAUGAUGAUGAUGAUGAUGAUGAUACUGCAGCUGUUGACGACGAAGAAGACAAAGAUGAGAGUGAAGUAGACGAACAACAAGAUGAUGAUGAGGUUAACAAUGAACUUCGUAAAAUCCAACAGGAAGAAAGGCAAAUGAUUUCUCAGCUAUCGCAAAGUGCUCAAGCGGACGCCGAAAAGGGCAAACAUGUUCGACAGCAACUCACUCUCUGGGAUAACUGUUUAGAAAGCCGUAUUCGUAUGCAAAAAGUCGUGGAUGAUGCCAACCGACUCCCUCAAAAUGAUACCUAUUAUGACUUUUUAGCUAAAUCCGAAGGUGUUGAAAAAGAUUUGGAAGUGGCAAAAACUGAAUUACGAGAAAUUAUUGAUGAUUUGAUGGAUAUUCGCUCUGGAUUAUUUGCACAACACGGUUCUGUAGAUUUGACAGAUAAGGAACUGAACAGCAGAAAGCGACAUUUGGAUGAUGACGAUGAUGAAUAUUUAGACAAGUUGUGGAAGGAUAUUUCAGAAAUGAAUGAUGUCUUUGUCCCUUUCCGUAACAGUACUCUUGAAAAAUGGAGUAACAAAGUACAAGCAGCCUCUGGUGCUCGUCUCAAUAAGAAAUUCAAAGCUUUUGAUCAAAAUAUCAUGUCGCAAAUAGAAAAUGCAAUGGCAGACAAAGAAGGUCUGAUCAAAAGAACUCAGUUACAGAGAUCUGAUUAUAAGAUCAUUGGUAAAACAGCACAAGAAGCAACACCAACACCAGCAGAUAUGGAUAAAAAGCCUGACCGUCAUUUGAACAAUUAUGACGUUGAGAUCUUUGAUGAUCAUGACUUUUAUCAACAACAAUUACGUGAAUUGAUCGAAUCUCGUAUGGUAGACACAGAUGACCCAUUAGCUAUUGGUAUGCGUUGGGCAGCGAGAAAACAAACAGAACAAAAGAAGAAGAAGAAAGAUGUGAACAGAAAAGCAAGUAAAGGACGUCAGCUCAGAUUCAACGUGCAUGAAAAAUUACAGAAUUUUAUGGCACCUAUACCUGUUGGUGAAUGGCAUGAAUCUAUGAUUGAUGAGCUAUAUUCCUCAUUGCUUGGUCAGAAGAUGGGCUUGUGA